CUUGGCCAUACUCUCCCACUUGCGUCUUCCAGGCCUCUACCGAUACAAAUCAAGACUUCAUUGCACGCCCGCCAUCAUGGCCGCAUCACAAUCCGCCGCCGCAGCUUCCCUGCUCAAGAGACAGCUGAAAGAGAUCCAGGCUAGUAAGGACUUGCCAGGCAUCUCUUGCGGUCUGGUUAGCGACAGCAACAUGCUGGAGUGGGAGGUUAUGCUUAUGAUCAAUGAUGAUUGCAAAUAUUACGGAGGCGGCAACUUUCGCGCCCGACUCGUCUUCCCACCGACAUAUCCUCUGAUGCCGCCCUCGCUGACCUUCCAAGACCCGAUCCCCUUCCACCCUAACAUUUAUGAAAACGGCACGCUCUGUAUCUCGAUUUUACAUCCACCAGAAGAGGACCAGUAUGGCUACGAAGCAGCGUCAGAACGCUGGAGUCCCGUGCAGACACCAGAGACCAUCCUGGUGAGCACGCUGAGUCUCUUCCACAGCCCAAACGACGAGAGUCCAGCCAAUGUGGAAGCUGCUAGAAUGUUGCGUGAGGAGAAGGAGGGCAAGCACAAAGAUUUCCGCAAGAGAGUUCGCAAGUGUGUACGUGAGAGUCUGGGAGAGGACUGAACGCGGCUGUCACGUUUAUACUUUGAAAGGAAGACGUAGCCACGCGCUAGGGCACUUGUGGACUGUGUGAUACGUGGCAACCAAGGCGUUUUGUAUCAUCUUAAUAGGUGAGAAAGGGAAACGUAUGGAUAUUUGCAUGGAGCUGGCGCAUUACUAUUCGGAUGGCGUGUUUGGCUCGUCAACCAUGGAUGGGGGUUUAAGCGGGCAUCGUUCUUGCUGGUCUCAAAUUGCACGGGGACAAAAUACAAGAGGCGCGUAUAUUAGUAUGAUAUAAUGAAUUAUUUCUUUUUUACAGGACUAUGUCUACUCAAGAUCCAUGAGCUUUGGAACCACACUCGUCCACUGCUCGUCCCAUCGUAGGCUACCUUCCUUGACUGCACCUUGUUUGAGGGUUGACAGCUCCUUGGCACCCUCGUCACUAAGCAGCCUUCUAAAGAUCGCAGUAAGCUCAUUUGCGUUGACAAAACCGCAUCCGUUUUGGCCCUCUUUAACCAGCUCGCCGAAGCUCUCAAAGUCUGAGUAGGCUGCGACGGGCAAACCAGCUCCGAACAUGUCGACCACCUUCAUGGGGAGAUCAACGCCGGAAGACGACUUGUGGAGAGAGAUGCCUAGAUCUGAGGCAGCAAGUAGGCCUGCAUAAUCACGGUUAGACAACCAUGCCGUUGUGACCUGGAUACCGGGGAGCUUGCCCGCCUCCGUUAAUUCCUUAAUCUUGGCAAGAUAGGCCUCUUUCUGGGGGCCCUUUCCGGUGAUAAUGGCGAGAAUGGGGACUGGAAAAUCCUUCUUCUCAGCGACUACUUCAGGAAUAGCGUAGGCCAUGAGAGCAUCCAGGAGCAUGCCAAAGUCUUCGUCGGCAGUCCAUGACGUGCUGCUGACAAUCAGACGCACGCUGCCGCUGAGGAUAUCCUUGGCCAUUUUUUUGGUUUCGGGGAUGCGCUGGAGAAUGGCCAUGCGGUCGCUAUCGGAUUGGACGGGUUCAAAGAUGGCUGCUGGGCGAUCAUGCAAGGUGCGUAUGGGUCCUUUGAGCUUGUAUUUGGCGCCCUGGAGUUGGGCGGUCAUGGCAUCCGUGACAGCCAGAUUGGCGUUGCCAAGGAACCGUCCAAUGCGCAUCUCAUACCAUCUAUAGAUUGGAACAAAUAGGGAAUAGAGCUUAUUCUGCGCAAGAAUGGUGUGUCCGUAGUUGUGCCAGUCGACGACGAUCUUGCUG
Molecule: messenger RNA, 1817 nt
Organism: [Torrubiella] hemipterigena
Lineage: Eukaryota; Fungi; Ascomycota; Sordariomycetes; Hypocreales; Clavicipitaceae
Source: the annotation of a GenBank genome assembly